GUUCGAAAAUGUCUGAUCGGGUGCAGUUGAUAAAUGGAGGAUAUUGUGUAUGUCAAGGUAGUUUUGUUUACGCGAUAUAUUUGACUUGGAAUAAACUCCCCGUGUUUCUAGUGCGUGUUGAGAGGUAGAUGAAGGUGGGUAAUGAUAAUCCGAGCACUUAUAACCGCUUACGAACCUCCUCCGACCCCAAAAAACCCAGAAAGUCCGCAUAACGCUGUCGGCUGUCGUCCCGAGGGUGCACGGAGCCUUGCUUCAAAGAAAUAGGAAUUCCGCUUGGAAAAUCGUCCGGAUUUUGGUGGAAGGCUCGCCGCCCCCGUGCGUCGCGGUUAACGAGCGCUCGUUGACCCGGAUAUAUUCACAUGGUUAAUAUACGGAAGAAAACAGGAUUUAGGAUGUCCCGCAAUCACAAAGAUAAGUAUGAGAAUGCUAACCCACGUCGUACGCACACUAUCAUGUCCACUGAGGAUGCAAACUCUGGGAAGAAAUCUUAUUGGCCGGAGUUGGAGAUAACAGGCAGUAUUAGAAAUCUCAGUCCAAAUGUUUGGCAGCUGACACACCUGACGGCGCUGUAUCUCAACGACAACAGUCUCCAGAGGAUACCUUCUGAAAUUGGCCGUCUUGCGAAUCUGCGAUUGUUAGAUUUAAGCAGCAACAAACUGCGUAGUCUGCCUGCUGAGUUGGGGGAUCUCAUCUACCUCAAGGAGUUGUUAUUGAAUCAAAACUACCUUCGCGUGUUACCUUACGAACUCGGGAAGUUGUUCCAGUUACAAGUGCUUGGUCUUCAUGGAAAUCCGCUGAACAAGGAGGUGUUGGCUCUCUACGGGGAACCAUCAGGGACUCACAAGCUGCUAUCUUACAUGCUGGACAACUUACAAGGUUCGUACAGCCAUUCUCUAACUCACGUGCGGUGCGUUUUAACUGCCACGGGUCAGUUGGUAUAUUCUAUCAGCACAGAGGGUUCGAAUAAUGUAACGGCAAACCAUCCACCGCAGAGACCAUGGAUCCCCUUGACAAGGCCCAACAGGACCCGACCGACCUGUAUAUUCACAGUGAUGUGUUACAACGUACUGUGCGACAAAUACGCAACGAGGCAGAUGUACGGCUACUGCCCAAGUUGGGCCUUGGACUGGGAAUAUCGGAAAAAGGGAAUCCUGGAUGAGAUCCGUCAUUACGCAGCGGACAUAAUAAGCCUACAGGAGGUAGAAACCGAUCAAUUCUACAACUUCUUUCUACCAGAGUUAAAGCACGACGGUUACGAUGGAAUUUUUUCGCCCAAAUCCAGAGCCAAGACCAUGGCGGAAAAUGAUCGGAAAUACGUAGAUGGAUGCGCAAUUUUUUUUCGAACAGCCAAGUUUGUGUUAAUCAAAGAACACCUAGUCGAAUUCAACCAAUUGGCUAUGGCGAACGCCGAAGGUUCGGACAACAUGCUCAACAGAGUCAUGCCGAAGGACAACAUCGGCUUGGCAGCCCUUCUCAGAACGAAAGAGGCAGCCUGGGAUAACGGCUUGCCAUCGGAUCCAGCACACGUACAGCAGCCAAUAUUGGUCUGUACAGCACACAUUCAUUGGGACCCUGAAUACUGUGACGUCAAGCUGAUUCAAACAAUGAUGCUCAGCAAUGAGUUGCGAUCCAUACUGGACCAAACUGGGCAAUCAUUCAGACCUGGACAUAAGCCUGAUUCGUCCAACGUUCAAUUACUGCUUUGCGGAGAUUUCAAUUCCCUUCCAGAUUCAGGAGUUAUCGAGUUUUUAACAUCCGGACGUGUGCCAGCUGACCACAGAGACUUCAAAGAUCUUACCUACAAAUCGUGUCUGCAAAAAAUAUCUGGUUGCGAUAAACCAAACGAGUUCACACACUCGUUUAAGCUUGCAUCUGCUUACAGCGAAGACAUCAUGCCUUACACAAACUAUACGUUCGACUUUAAGGGAAUUAUAGAUUACAUUUUUUACUCCAAACAAAGCAUGGUACCUCUUGGACUCCUUGGUCCGUUGAGUGCAGAUUGGUUUAGGGAGCACAAGGUUGUUGGAUGUCCCCAUCCCCAUGUGCCCUCUGACCACUUCCCGCUGCUAGUGGAGCUAGAAAUGACCCCUACAGUAGGAACAAGCAACGGAUUGAUCUCACGCAGGUAGCAGCUGCUACGAUCUAGGCCCAAGUAACAAUAAUAAAAAAUGAAUAAUAUUAAUAUUGAUAAUAGUAAUAGUAACAAUAAUAAUAUUAAUAAUAAUAAUAAUAAUAGUAAUAAUGCUAACGCUAAUGAUAAUAAAAUUGAAAUCCUCAUCGCUCCUUCUCUUACAUUCUGGCUCUAGCAAUACAACUCACAGUUGACAACUACUCUACUUGUAAUAGUAAAAUAUAACGAUACAUAUAUACUCCAUAUUGCCGCACAUUCAAAACAAACGUCGACGAAUAUUUUAUAGCGACCAGGCUAGCGGAGUCAUGUUGUAAUGCGUUUAGUUCUCAUGUAUAGUGGUAUUGCAUUUUUAAUAAGUAACUUCUCCUUAUUAAGGAUAUCGUAAUGUCUAUUAUUAUCAUCAUAAUAUGUAGAUACCUAUUUUCCUACAAAAGAUGCGAAAAAAAAAAAUGAAAAAUGAAAAGACAAAAAAAGAUAAGUGAGAAAAAAAACAAAUAAUUCCGAUUAAACCUCUGUGAUA
Neodiprion fabricii is the source of this 2651-nucleotide messenger RNA. RefSeq names its product CCR4-NOT transcription complex subunit 6-like (gene twin). Gene Ontology annotation, molecular function: protein binding; poly(A)-specific ribonuclease activity. Gene Ontology annotation, cellular component: nucleus; cytoplasm; CCR4-NOT complex. Gene Ontology annotation, biological process: nuclear-transcribed mRNA poly(A) tail shortening. Lineage: Eukaryota; Metazoa; Arthropoda; Insecta; Hymenoptera; Diprionidae. The transcript is spliced from 11 exons. The record is from RefSeq and is a predicted model, not a curated record. Bases 360 to 2129 code for a protein of 589 amino acids.